Staurois parvus is the source of this 378-nucleotide messenger RNA. The record is from the annotation of a GenBank genome assembly. Lineage: Eukaryota; Metazoa; Chordata; Amphibia; Anura; Ranidae.
CACUGAUAGGCGGCACAGAUAGGCAGCACUGACUGGCACUGAUAGGCGACACUGACUGGCACUGAUAGGUGGCACUGAUUAACAUUGAUAGGUGGCACUGAUGGGUGACAUUGAAAGGCAGCUCAGAUGGGCACUGAUAUGUGGCAUUGAUGUGCACUGGUAUGCACUGAUAUGUGGCAUUGAUGUGGCACUGAUGGGCACUGGCACUGACAGGUGGCACUUCUGGGGCCACACUGAUCAUCAGGGCACACUGAUCAUCAGUGCCCUGAUGAUCACUGUGAUUGGACACAGCUGAUCACAUGACUGAGCCGACAUCUCUUUCCGUGAUCUGCUGUGUUUAAGAGACACAGCGCACCGGUGAUCGCUGCGUGCUCCCUG